This is a messenger RNA of Heterobasidion irregulare TC 32-1, 3588 nucleotides long. RefSeq names its product sensor histidine kinase-like protein. The record is from RefSeq and is a predicted model, not a curated record. Lineage: Eukaryota; Fungi; Basidiomycota; Agaricomycetes; Russulales; Bondarzewiaceae. The transcript is spliced from 21 exons. Bases 484 to 3006 code for a protein of 840 amino acids. Gene Ontology annotation, biological process: phosphorelay signal transduction system; protein autophosphorylation. Gene Ontology annotation, molecular function: phosphorelay sensor kinase activity; histidine phosphotransfer kinase activity.
CUCCGCGUCUACUGGGCCAACCUCCGCCGCCGCCUCGGCACCGGCACGUCCCCCUCCACCUCCUCCGUCCUCGACGACAGCGCACCCUCCACCAGCGCAACGCCCCCGCCCACCGCCCACGCCCACUCCACUUCACAGUCCCGCGCCCACCUCGCCGGCGCCGAGGACGAUGACGUCGUGGACGAGGUCGUCGUCGAUCGCAACUGGUCCGAGGAGAUCAGGAGCUCCGUCAGCCAGUCCGACGCCGGCGGCCUCCCCGAUCGCCAUCCUGGCGCAACGCACGUCGCCAACGGCAACGGGCAUGGCCCGUGGGGCGGCGCCAGCACAGACAGGGACAGCGUCGCCCACGCGGAGGGCCUCUGGGCGUCUUGCCGCUUGCUCAUCGUCCUGCGCUGGCGCGUCUGGCCCGCCGUGCUCGACUUCUUCUCCCUGCGCUUUCCGGACAAGAAGGCGGAGGCGCAGUACUGGCGCGAGAACUGGUUCAUGCGGAAGUCGCACGCGCUCUGGUGCGCCGCGUUCCUCAUCGUCAAUUGGGCCCUCGCCAUCGCAUUCGUCCCCGGCCCGCGCGUCCUUCCAGACAAGAUAUUCUACUACGGCAUCUCCGCCUUCCUCACGUUCGCGGUGUUCCCGAUGGUCAUGUACGACUGGCCGCGCGACAGGCCGAAUGUGUACCAGGCCGUGCUCGUGUUUUCCAUCUGGUCUUGGGCGGUAUACCAGGUCUUGUUCAUGUACUACUGCGACUACUUCCUGAACAUCCAGCCGCUCUUCACGUGCGGCCACAAGGACUUCAUCUCGCUCUUCUACUAUGCGACUGGCAUGCAAACGAUCGCGCUGUUCGGGCUCAAGCUGAAGCGCUUCACCGCCGUGCUCGGCGCGCUCACCUGGUUCCUCAUCUCGUGCGCGCUCAUCCUUCCCGUGAGGACAGGCUGGAUUCGCAACGUGCUCAACUUCCUCGUAUUCCACGUGUUCCUGACGUAUGUACACUACUCGCGCGAGACGGCGGAGCGCAGGCUGUACAUCCUCCGCGACCAGCUCAAGAUCCAGUUCCGCGCGACGCAGAAGGCGCAGGUGAACGAGCGCCGCGCGUCCGACUCGAAGCGCCGCUUGACUUCAUACGUGUUCCAUGAUGAACUCGUUUGUGGGCGUGUAGUGCUGGCGACGCAGAACAUGGAGGCGUCGGGCGUCGUGCCCAAGGCGCAGGAGAUCGAAUUCAAGGCGCUCGAGGGUAGCUUGAGCAUGAUGUCGAAAGUGCUGAACGACGUGCUCGAUUUCAACCGGAUGGACAGUGGGCGGUUCGAGUCUGUGGCCAAGCCGUACGCGUUCCAUCAUGUCAUGCGGUCCUUGUUCGUCACGCUGCGGCUCGCGGCGACCGCGCGCCAGUUGGAGUUUAUUACGGAUUUAGAUCAGUCGAUCGAUUGGGCCGCGCGCCGCGCCGCGUUCACGGCGCGGGGGCUCGAUCCGGCGCGCAUCGCGGCGCUGCUCGCGGACAGCCCGGACGAGGCGGGGAUCGUUGUCGGGGACGAGACGCGGCUGAUGCAGAUCGUGACGAACCUCGCGAGCAACGCGUGCAAGUUCACGCCGCCGGGGGGCAUGCUGCGGGUGUCGACGCGGCUGAUCACGCCCGAGGGCGGCGUCGCGUCGCCGGACAGAGGCGGCGGCGGCGGGGACGAGGAGCAAAAUGCGGGAGAGGGAAAGGGCGAGGGAGAGGGUAAGGAGGGGCUGUCGGCGAAUUUGCUUGACGCGCAUAAUCAACAGUACGUGAAGCCGCCGGACUACAUCGUCGUGCGGCUCGAGGUGGAGGACACCGGGUACGGGAUCCCGCCGAAGGAGAUGGUGCAGACCAAGCUGUUUUGUGCGUGUCGUGUUGCGGCGUUCAACCAGACCGAGCAAGGAAAAGAGCAGGGAGGGAAGGGAACGGGACUCGGGUUGGCGCUCGUGCGGCAGAUCGUGAAGCGCAGCGGGGGUCGGCUCGGCGUGGUGUCCAAGGUCGGCCGGGGGUCGACGUUCUGGGUCGAGCUGCCUCUGGGCGUCGGCGCGAAGGCGAUCGUGCCCCCAUCGCCACAGACGCAGACGCAGGCUCACGCCCCGCGGGGGCGGUAUCACGAGGACGCUGUGGGGCCAGCGUCCAGCGCGAACACGAGCGCCGGGUCGCCGCCGCGCCUGAACCCGUCGUCGUGGGGCUCCCGCGCGUCCUCGUCCGCGAUGCACAGCCUCAUGGAACAAGGUGACCCGCCCGAGCUUCCGGUGCCGGGGUCGGGCGCCGAGACGCCCGCGCCCGCGUACACGUCCAACGUCACCUCUUCCAUGGCGUCCACGACCACGUUCGUCGCGCAGGGCCACCGGCCACAGAUGUCCCUCGGGCCCACGCCUAUCCUGGUGAGGCAGUCGAGCGGCGCCGACCCGGAUGGCUCCACGGCUGCGAAUACGCCGGCCCACGCACAGCCCACGCCGCCCUCGCCGGACGCGGUUCCUCCGGGCCUGCAGGUGCUCGUCGUCGACGACGACACGCUCACGCGCACGCUCAUGAGCCGCAUGCUCUCGCGCCUCGGCUGCCAGGUCGCGACCGCCGAAAACGGCGAGGUCGCGCUCGACAUGAUCAUGGGCCCCGCCGCCGCGCGCGCCCGCGCGCCGCGUACGCCCGGGUCGGAGUACCCGCCGUCGAUUCCGUCGCCGUCGUACGGGAUCCGCUUCAUGGACGAGGGCGGGGGGCGCGGCUCGGCGCCCUCGGACCGUGCGUCCAAGUAUGCGGUGGUGUUCUUGGAUAACCAGAUGCCGGUGCUGUCUGGGCUGAAGGCGGUGGCGCGGCUGCGGGAGGCUGGGAGGAAGGAUUUCGUCGUGGGCGUUACCGGCAACGCUCUGUUGUCUGACCAGGAGGAGUAUUUGGAGGCUGGGGUCGAUCACGUCCUCACGAAGCCAGUCCUGGAGAAGAGCCUCAGACAUAUGCUCAAUGUCGCGAGCGAGCGCUUGCAAGCGAAACCUGCGCUAUCUGCUUCGGCGCCCUCGUGACCCCUCGCCCCCCUUCCUCUCCACUCUGCAAUUCUCAUUAUCGCGCCCUCUUAUCCACGGCUUCCCGGUGUGUCUUUUACGGGCCGCCGCGACAGCGGCCUUGCUUUUUCUCGCUAUCUAUACAGUGCUCACAUAUACAGCUCCGCGCUUUCGCGCUCGACGUCCGCCGCGGCGUUGUCUUCGCUUUUCAUCGUUCAAGUCCCCGUUGUCGCAUAUUGUCUCGCAUCUCUGUUUGCUCUGUCUAUACAUCACCGCUAGCUAGCCCCCCGACGCACUCGGCAACACACUCCUAACUCAGCAUACACAUGUUUCUCUCUCUCUCUGUCUCCGCUAUCUCAGCCCAGUGUCGCACAUCUAUGACCGAUCCGUUAUAUACGUCGCGUCGGGUCCUCGUGUACUACUUAUUCCUUGUCCAUAGCGCACGUGCGCGCAGCGUCUUUUUUUGGUGGUUCUUUUUAGGGUUUUUCUUCGCACUUGGUGGGGGUGAUUUAUGGCCGGAGACGCGCGCUAGAACUUUUCUUUUCUUUCGUUUUGUUGGGGGGGUCGUAUGCCGAAUAUACACCGUGGUCGUCGUUAGCCAUG